AUGGCACGGGGGGGGGAUGUGUGUGUGUAUGUGGGUGUGUAUCGCGGCCUGCCGUUUUGGGGCCAGCGGCAGUGGCAGCCGGCGCGAGAUGCGCAGGGCCUGGGGGCGGUGGGGCGUGGUGACAUCAUUGUUUGUGAGAGAAAGCGAGGGCCCGGGUCAGGCGGCGGGAGAAAAGGGGACUCUGCGGGCCCUGCAUGGUGGACACAAAGGCAAAAGAGGGCGAAAACAGGACAGCAAAGUCGCGAGAUCGCGAUCGCAGGCUGGCAAAAGGACCGGAUGGGCGAGGGCGGCGUCAAAGUAAAAAAGCAACCGAGCGGGCUAGGGUGCGGGCACCAGGCCGAUGUGGUGCAAAAGUUCGAUGAGGGGGGCAGCCGUACGCACGGCUACCGUUUGGCGACCGCGUGGAGGGGCCCGGUCUGGCCAGAGGGGUCUAUGGGUCCAUGCAAGCACAAGCGCAUGCACGAGUGCCAGCGCGCGCUAGGGGCGCGGCCAGGGGCUGUGGCUGAGGGGGACAGGACAUGGCGAGACGCCGACGUCAUGGUGACCCGCGCACCGCCCGAUCCCCACCCGAUUGCCCGAUCACUACACAACGUCGAGCGCCGCGCUAGCCCCCAAGCGGAUGUAGCGGAACGGCCGACAGGGGUGGCCGGCGCCCGGGAUGCGCAAGUGGAGAAGACCCUGAUCUCUGUAUUACAUCAGACAUGGCGACGUUAUGCCGGCGCGCGUCGAUUUUCGAGUACCGAGUGCAUGCGUGUGAGAGGGGGUGUGAGAGGGGGUGUGAGCAAGUGUGAGUGGGUGAGUGAGUACAAGUAA
Molecule: messenger RNA, 813 nt
Organism: Exserohilum turcica Et28A
Lineage: Eukaryota; Fungi; Ascomycota; Dothideomycetes; Pleosporales; Pleosporaceae
Exons: 1
Coding region: 1-813 (270 amino acids)
Source: RefSeq, a predicted model, not a curated record